AUGCCGCGGAGCGUGGGCUGGGACCUUCCCUUCCCCCCGCUCGCCUCCCAGCCUCAUAGUUUGCAGCAUCUCACCCUGCGCCGCCUUCACAAUUGCGAGAGGCGCCUCAGGGUGGAGGGGGAGAGGAGAGCUUUGAGGGCUGAGGUGGUGACGAGGCCCGCGGCCUCGACCCCGCUGUUCGGGUGCCCGCGGCCCGAGGGCGGAGCCGCCCCGCGCUCCCAGCCGGCCGCCCGACCCGAGGCCGCGGGGUGGGUGGGGCGGAAGCCCAUCGCAACGUUUUAUUCACCUUUCAGCACCGUAUUCUGCCCCUCAUCCGGCUCUCCUGGGAAUUUGUUCGACAACGAAUCUAACUUUUCUAUUUCUAAUCUCAUGCUGAAUUUGUGCAAAUGGAAAACGCAAAUGGCAGAAAGCAUGGAAAAUGCCAAUGGCAGGUGCCUCACACAGAAGCUGCUGUGUGCUCAGAAGGCCUCGUCAGGAAUCUGA
Messenger RNA from Rangifer tarandus platyrhynchus (Svalbard reindeer), 483 nucleotides. The record is from the annotation of a GenBank genome assembly. NCBI's taxonomy places the organism in Eukaryota, Metazoa, Chordata, Mammalia, Artiodactyla, Cervidae.